Messenger RNA from Cryphonectria parasitica EP155, 1059 nucleotides. RefSeq lists its product as uncharacterized. Gene Ontology annotation, molecular function: RNA polymerase II cis-regulatory region sequence-specific DNA binding; DNA-binding transcription factor activity, RNA polymerase II-specific. The coding region runs from base 1 to 1059 and encodes 352 amino acids. Lineage: Eukaryota; Fungi; Ascomycota; Sordariomycetes; Diaporthales; Cryphonectriaceae. The record is from RefSeq and is a predicted model, not a curated record. Gene Ontology annotation, biological process: regulation of DNA-templated transcription. The transcript has a single exon. Gene Ontology annotation, cellular component: nucleus.
AUGCAGGCCAGCACCCACCAACAGCAGUCGCCCCAGGCCUCGGCCUCGAUACCGACACGAAGGCGUGACAACAGCCGACAGCUGGCAGGCCGAAGCGAGUAUAAGGGCCCCUGGUCUGAGGAGGAGUGCAACAUCCUCUCGAGGAUCGUGCGCAGCUAUCUCAACGAGACGGAGCACAGCCCGCGACCGCACCGCAACGGCAACAGGUCUCAGAUCCCGUGGAGCGAGCUGUGCCUCGAGUACUCGCGCCAGAACCCCUCAAAGCCUCGCACGGCCAAGCAGUGCCGUGAGAAGUGGAAUGAGCAUCUCAAGUGGCCCUCUGAGUGCAAGAAGAAGUUCACCCCAUCCGAGUCGGCCUUCAUCUGCCACUGGGCCGAGAUGAACGAGAGGAAGUGGGCCGAGCUUGGUCGUAUCAUGAACCGGCCCGAGAACAUGAUCAAGAAUUACUACUACCAGGAGUCCAAGAAGGUGAAGAGAAAGCUGGAGGCCGCUACCGCCGCCGCCGCCGCUGCCCGUGUCACUCCCACUCCCUCCACUCCUGUGUCGCCACGGCCCCUGUCGGCCCAGCAGCAGCAGGCCCCCCAGCACCCCUUCGACCACAGCACGACUCCGGGCACGUACUACCCCCAGGAGUCGCACUCUCGUCGUCCUAGCACCACGUCUACUGGCUACCCCCCUUCGCUGGCGUCUGACCACGAGUCUAUUGUGGACUCACCACGCUCUGCCCACGACCGCCCUUACCCACAUGGACAGUUCCGGCUUCCCUCCUGGCCGGCCGAGAGCAAAGAUUCCUUCAUGGAUGAGGACACGGACUUCGGCGGACACAUCCGUUCCAGGUCUACAUCCUCUCAAGGCCACCUCUCCCACCUCAGCCAUGUUCCCCGUGCCGAGGAUCGCCGCCCACAGGCUCAUCAACCCGCGCAUCAGUCGUACGCAGCACAGCCCAUCACUCUCCCUUCACUUAGGGAAGUCUUUGGCCCCUCCUAUGGAGACAUGCUCGGCCGGCGGCUGCCGUCACCACAUCACUCCUUCGCCAUCCUGCCCAACCGGUCUCACUGA